Molecule: messenger RNA, 1885 nt
Organism: Closterium sp. NIES-67
Lineage: Eukaryota; Viridiplantae; Streptophyta; Zygnematophyceae; Desmidiales; Closteriaceae
Source: the annotation of a GenBank genome assembly
AAGGCAGGUAUAAAGCACCAUAGCUCGCUCGUUUCCCAGCAGCGCGAAGUUGUCCUCUUCACACAGCUUCUCUUGGCCUCACUGCAAUACCUGGAAGUAGUAUCAAGCCCUCGAUUCUUGAAUUGGGUUUAUUUUUUCAGCAGCAUCAUCAUCAUAACGUCUUUAAAACCAGCCACCGAGAAUGAAAUCUUCCUUUCUCGCGCUCUUCAGCCUCGUCCCACUCCUCGCCUCCGCUAUUCUCCCCUCCAACGCCGUUCCCCUCCUCCCCUCGCAAGAAAGUGCACUAAUUUCCCUGAAAACCGCGUGGCGCAGCUGUCCGGUGACCAAGACAUGGGUGGCGGGCGCCGACUGCUCAAAAUGGUCCGGCAUCAGUUGCGACGAUCGCGGUGCGGUUUUCCAGCUGUACAUCUACGGCGAGAACUCCUGCACCGGCGCGUUGACGGAAUCCGUCGGGAACCUGACGGAGCUGACGUCGAUUACUAUAUCCGACAACUGGCGCAUCUACGGCAGCUUGCCCAAGAGCCUCUCGAAUCUGCAGAAGCUCGAAUCUCUAGAGAUCCGCACGGAUUUCAAUGGAGGCCGAAAUAGCGGCCUUUCCGGGGCCCUGCCAAAUUCCAUCGGGAAUUUCGCCCGCAGCCUGACGAGCCUUAUGCUCCUCGGAACGCGGCUCACGGGGAGCAUUCCGCGUGGGCUUUCGCGGCUGAGUCGCCUCGUGUACUUAAACCUAGACGGAAACCGUCUCACGGGAGAAAUCCCUCGGGAAUUGUCCGGCUUGAGGAAUCUCGUCUCGCUCGAGAUGGGCGGGAAUAGAUUAACGGGAUCGAUUCCACCGACCCUCGCGGAAAUAAAGCGCCUCACGACACUGAAUCUUGGGAAUAAUAGGCUUUCGGGUGCGCUCCCUACAAAAGAAAUACUCGAUAUAAAGAGCCUCGGAGGACCUGGAUCUGCGUAAUAAUCGGUUCACUGCUUCGUCUAUCGCCGCCCUUGCGACCCAUCCGUCUCUGACAGACAUCGACCUUAGUUGGAAUAUUAUUUCGGGCAGUGUUCCUGAGCAGUUCGGGCAGAUGAAGAAGCUAGCGGGUUUGAAAUUGGCUGGAAACAGGCUGAGCGGAAAAGUCCCAGUGGCUCUACUGCGAAACAUGCCGAAUCUCCAUUACUUAGACCUUUCGUUCAACAGGCUAAGAGGCGAGUUUCCCUAGGCGUAUAUGAAAACCGCCCAGGCAAUCGAGCACCUGAGUCUCCAGCGCAACGCGUUCGUCGGAGAGAUUCCUGCAGAUGCGUUUCGAAAGAGCGGCGUGGCAAAUUUCAACAUUUCCUUCAAUCUCUUCUUCGGGCCCAUGCCGAAUCUAGGGUUCAUGGGAGGAGAGGAGGAGCCGCGAGUAGACGUCCGCGGAAAUUAUUUCUGGGGCAGCCCAGAGUUCGUCAUGGACAAUCGAAAAGUGUGUCCUCAGGAGGGGCAGAAGUACCCCGACUCGGACGACGAGUAUUUUGCUGCGCUGAACUGCCUCGGUAAGAGCAGCACCUGUAACAUGAAACAGCAACGGAGUGGAGCAGCAUGUAGAAGAUUUUGUGGGACGAGUAGAACAAACGGCCCGUGCUCGGGACACGGCGUGUGCGUUCCGGCGGGUGGGAACCGGUUCAACAUCUCAAAAAUGGGGGGCCCCUUGUUUACGAGGGGUGAGCUGAAGGAGUCUCGGAGGGCUCGGGGCUGGUUGUGGUUUGUUCCCGUACACGCCCAUUUGGUGCAAGGUGGCCGUGUACGAGAGUAUCUCAACUGUAAAUGUGGCAGAUUUGCUGCAGAAACGCCCAAUCGCGGUUCGAGAUGUUAUUCCGCGGCGCCAAACUUUAUCAUCUACGGUUGUCAGCACAACAUUUUUUAUCAACG